Didymodactylos carnosus is the source of this 840-nucleotide messenger RNA. NCBI's taxonomy places the organism in Eukaryota, Metazoa, Rotifera, Eurotatoria, Philodinida, Philodinidae. The record is from the annotation of a GenBank genome assembly.
AUGAAAAAUGUUGUUGUUAUUCUACAAUUAGCUGAAAUUGUUCUCAAAGAGACGGCUGUUGUUGAUGGAAACAAAUUAUAUAAACAAAUCGUUGGUGAAGCGAUGGAUUCACCCUUUACUUUAACAUUGGCCAAUAUUUUCAUGUGGAAAUGGGAAAAAAAUGCUAUUUGUGGUGAAUUAGGAUCCAAUGAGAUCAUGGCCGCGGGAGGUUUGCCGACAGUUACAUGGCUCCAUGAUAUAUUUGUUGAUGUUUGGAAAAAUAAGGAAAUGGUAGAAGAUUGGACAUUGAUUCGGUUAUACAAGAACAAAGGUGAUAAGAAGAUACGUGAUAAUUAUCGAGGCAUAUCAUUUCUGGCGGGUGUGAAGUUUGCCGAACAAAUAGCUUACAGAAAAAGUGAUUUCUUUCACACAGCAAGGGAAAAAUUGAAUAUUCUGGCAUUAAUGUAUGCAGAUGAUUUAGUAGCAAUGUGUAACAGCGCUGGUGAUCUGGAGAAAUUUAUAACAACUGUUGAAAAAAGUGACACAAGAAUAAAGACGUGUAUUAUGAUGUUGAAACAACCGAAAGAAGAUUCGGCACGAAGAAUCGUCAGGAACGAAAAGAAAGAUUUGCCCGACAUUGAUAUUGUUAUACGAAAUCAAAAAGUUGAUAUUGUCGAUUUCUUCGCUUAUCCUGGAUGUUUUGUGUCGAGAGAUCGGCCUUCCGAAACGGAAACAGAAACAAGGCGUAACAUAGCAAAGGCGUCGACGGCAUUUAAUAUGCUUCGAAAUGCGAUUUGGUAUCAAAAAACUAUCUCAAUCGAAGCAAAGCUAAGAAUUUGUGAGUUAAGAAGAAUUUGUUAA